Colletotrichum abscissum is the source of this 3438-nucleotide messenger RNA. RefSeq names its product potassium/sodium efflux P-type ATPase. Gene Ontology annotation, biological process: intracellular calcium ion homeostasis; monoatomic ion transmembrane transport; sodium ion transport. The transcript is spliced from 3 exons. The record is from RefSeq and is a predicted model, not a curated record. NCBI's taxonomy places the organism in Eukaryota, Fungi, Ascomycota, Sordariomycetes, Glomerellales, Glomerellaceae. Gene Ontology annotation, molecular function: ATP binding; P-type potassium transmembrane transporter activity; P-type sodium transporter activity. Gene Ontology annotation, cellular component: plasma membrane. Bases 1 to 3438 code for a protein of 1145 amino acids.
AUGUCUGGUGACUACCCAAAACACCCCUUCUUGCUGACGGUCCAAGAGACCGCGCAGGCGCUCGGAGUUGACCCCGACAAGGGAUUGUCUUCGCAGCAAGUCCAGCAGGCUUCGGACAAGUACCCUCCCAAUGAGUUCGAAGUUGGCGAGUCGGUGCCAUGGUACACAAUUCUUAGCAAGCAGUUGUUCAAUGCCAUGGUGCUCGUUCUCGUCUUCGCCAUGAUUCUGAGUUUCGCCAUCAACGACUACAUCGAGGGCGGCGUUCUUGCCUUCGUCAUUGUCGCCAACGUCACCAUUGGUUUCUGGCAGGAAUACCGCGCCGAGAAGCAGAUGGAUGCUCUCCGCACUCUUUCUGCCCCCUCUGCCAACGUUCUCCGCGACGGAAAGACCAAAGUUAUUCCCAACGCUGAAGUCGUCCCUGGUGACAUCAUCCUUCUCAAGAUGGGUGAUACAGUGCCUGCCGACAUGCGCAUGUUCGAGGCUAUGAACCUGUCUUGCGAUGAGCAGUCUCUUACCGGUGAAGCUCAACCCGUCGAUAAGACCACCGAAGCCAACAUCAUGGUCCCUGGCUCUGAGAAAAAGGCCACGGAAGAGGGCGAAGUCGGUAUCGGUGACCGCCUCAACAUCGCAUACGCCACAACAAUCGUUCGCAAGGGCCGUGGUCGCGGUAUUGUGGUUGCUACUGGCAUGCAGACCGAGGUCGGCAAGAUCGCUGCAUCUACCCAAAAGAAGACGCGCAAGCCCGGUCGCUCCAUGAACUACAAGAAGUACGGCAAACGUCAGCCCGUUGUUGGACUCUCUAGACGUGUCUACGAUGCUGUUGGCAAGUUCUUGGGUCUCACUGAGGGUACCCCUCUGCAGAAGAAGCUGGCCGCUCUGGCCUACCUUCUUUUCGGUUGUGCCAUUAUCCUGGCCAUCAUUGUCUUCGCUGCUCACAAGUUCGAUGUUACUGGCGAAGUCAUCAUCUAUGCCGUUUCUCUCGGUAUUGCCAUCAUCCCGGAAUCUCUCGUCGCGGUCCUCACUAUCACAAUGGUUGUCGCCGUGACGGUCAUGCGAAAGUCUAACGUCGUCGUCCGAGACCUUUCUGCUCUCGAGGCCCUUGGUGGUGUCACCAACAUCUGCUCCGAUAAGACUGGAACCCUUACACAGGGUGCUAUGAUUGUCCGCAAGGCUUGGCUUCCCUUCUCCCACACCUACACUGUCCGAGACUCGCAAAGCCCCAACGACCCGACCAAGGGUCGCGUCACCCACUCGGAGUCAAAGGAGCAGGAGAAGGUCGUCGAUGAGGCCCCCAAGCGCGACUACGAUCAGGAGCGAUCUGCCGCUGUUCUCAAGUUCGAUGUCCCCGAGGAGAAGCUUCAGAACAAACAGCCUGCGAAGGCGCCUGAGACUGAGAAUGAGGCCGAGAUGACCCCGCGCCUCAAGGCUUUCCUCCUGUCUUCCGCUCUCUGCAACCUGGCCACUGUCCGAUACGAUGAGGAAGAAGCCAAGUGGCAAACUACGGGCGAGCCCACAGAGAUUGCUCUUCAAAUCUUUUCACACCGCUUCAAGCUCGGAAAGAAGUCCCUCGAGGGCCUGGGCUGGAAGCAACUUGCUGAAUUCCCCUUUGACAGCUCCAUCAAGCGUAUGUCUGUCAUCUACGAUAUCCCCGAGAACGACGAGACUGCCGAUAUCUGGAGCCCCGAGAACAGUUUGGUCUUCACCAAGGGUGCCGUCGAGCGCAUCCUUGAUCUCUGCACCCACAUCGGCUUUGGCGAGGACAGACAGGAGCUCACCGACGUCUUGAAAGAGGACGUUCUCAGCCAGAUGAACGAGUUGGCCUCCCAAGGCCAGCGAGUUCUCGCCAUCGGCUGCCGCGACUGGAAUGGAAAGUUUACCACCAAGCAGGCUGACGUCGCCCAGGAGAAGGAAGAUGCUCUGCGUACCGAAGUUGAACAGGGUCUUACUCUUCUUGGUCUCGCUGGUAUCUACGACCCUCCCCGCCGAGAGACUAAGCCAUCCAUCGCCGAAUGUUCUUCAGCCGGUAUCAAGGUCCACAUGCUUACAGGCGACCACCCCGAGACAGCCAAGGCUAUUGCCAAAGAAGUCGGCAUCAUCCCCAAGAACCUGGGUGUUCUCCCCGACGAAGUAGCCAAAGCUGUUGUGCAGAAGGCCACGGAUUUCGACAAAAUGACUGAUGCCGAAAUUGAUGCCAUGCCCGAGCUGCCUCUGGUCAUUGCCCGUUGUGCUCCCGAUACCAAGACUCGAAUGAUCGACGCCCUCCGUCGCCGCAACGCCUUCAUGGCCAUGACUGGUGAUGGUGUCAACGAUGCCCCUUCCUUGGCUCGUGCUGAUGUCGGCAUUGCCAUGGGCUCUGGUUCUGAUGUUGCCAAGUCGGCCUCCAAGAUUGUGCUCACGGACGACAAGUUCAAUUCCAUCGUUUCCGCCAUUCGCCAGGGUCGUCGCAUGUUUGACAACAUCCAGAAGUUCAUUCUCCAUCUUCUCAGCUCUAACGUUGGUGAGGUUAUUCUUCUGUGCUGCGGUCUUGCUUUCCGCGACGGUGCCGAUCUGUCCGUCUUCCCAAUUUCUCCUCUUGAGAUUCUCUGGAUCAACAUGGUUACCUCAUCCUUCCCCGCCUUCGGUCUGGGUCGUGAGCAGGCUGCUUCCGACGUUAUGCGCAAGCCCCCUCAGAAUAAGAAGCGCGGUGUCUUUACCAACCAGAUCAUCAUUGACAUGAUUGUGUAUGGUAUCAUCAUGGGCGCCUUGACCCUGGCCACUUUCAUCAUUGUCGUCUACGGAGCCAACGGCGGAAACCUGGGUUCCGAGUGCAAUAAGACCUUCACCGAGGCUUGUAGACCCGUCUUCCGUGCCCGCGCCGCUGUCUUUGCCGAGCUCACCUGGAUCAUUCUCAUUUCUGCCUGGGAGUUCAAGAAUCUUCGCCGCUCCAUGUUCCGUCUCAACCCCGACAGCAAGAGCAAGUUCCCCUUCUUCAAGGACAUUUACGGCAACAAGUUCUUGUUCUGGGCCGUCAUCAUCGGUGCCCUGUCUGUGUUCCCUGUCAUCUACAUCCCGACCCUCAACACCACACUUUUCAAGCACAUUGGCAUCACCUGGGAGUGGGGUAUUGUCGUCGGAUUCACUCUCCUGUACGUCGUUGGCGUCGAGGCUUGGAAGUUCGUCAAGCGCACCUUCAACCUUCUCGACGACCACCAGGUCGUUCGCGGUGCCUUCAGCCAGGGUGGCGAAGACGAGGGCCGCGACUUCAAGAAGACCAUCACCUUCAGUUCUUUCAAGAGUUGGCACUCUUUCGGCCGCAAGGAUACUGGCGAGUCGACUGGCCGCCGUAGCCGCUCCCAGCACCGCACCAACACCAACCUCUCGGGCGAUACCCACACUGCUGAUGCUUCCCCGAGCAACAGCAAUGACGAGAAGGCGCGCAUGGCGGGCGGUGAGUGCUGA